AUGGACAACACUCAGGCAAAACUCAGAGCUUCUUUCGACAAGUAUAUAAUGUCUUUAACUGAGAUAGGCAAGGGGAAAGAACCUCCCGCUUCAGGGCCAGACCGCCCUCCUGAAGGGGAAAGGAUCAGACAAUUGAGCAGCGGUACCACAGGAAGGAUCCAACAGUGGGAAGGAAUAAGAAAGAACUUUCCAAAUAGCGAGGGGUCUGAAUGGCUCUGGAGGUACACGUUGAUUAUUUGUAUGAAAAUGGAAGCAUGGUGGAAUAGCUUGAGGAUUCCCGACGAUCUGAGGGAAGGACUCAUAACUCAGGGGUGUCAAAUGGACCAAAUAGCAGUUGACGGAGCAAAGAUUAGAGUAUCAGACAAUUGUCAAGGGGAGAGGCAUCCUUCCCUUUGGAAUCAGAAGGGGAAGAAGAUACUCUAUGAGGGAAGAGCCUCUGAGGAUCGUAGUUUGAGUAUUUGCCGGGAGUUAGUAAUGCAGAUGCUCUUAUCGUUUGGAAUUACAAGUACAGAUACUAGACAUAGGGAUAGAAUAAAAGAGCAAUCUCCGUGCAACAAGCUAUAUAGAAGUUUAAAAGAGUGGGGAGGGGAGGAGUUUACGAGAUGCGUGAUGAAGGAUUGGUUCAUGAAUAUGAAGGGGGGGGAGGGGAAGGGAGUGUCAAAUUACUUCAGUGGAGUCGAUUUGUAUGAGAUAUUGAGCGAAGUGGUUUAUGGGACAGGCAAAGGGGAUAAGAAUUUUGUGUGUGUUUUUCAAGGAGAAGACGGCAGAGCACUGAACCCGGGGGAGGAGCCGUAUAAGUUGGAGUUAGCAACAAGCAGUCCGGACUCGGAGGAGGGGUCAUUGAGUACUCUGGCAGGGGAGAAUUACCAGAGAAUAGCCAAGGAGCUGGGAAUUACUCUCCCAGCAGUAGAAGGGGGUGUGACAGAUGGCGAAACGGUAAACUUACAGGGGGGGACGGCGCCACAAGUCAAAGAUUUGAGAACAGGGAAGGAGUUCUCGGAGUUGCUGGACAAAGAAGCCAAAGCAGGCGAAAGAGAAUCGUCCCCAGUCCAAGACGGAGGAGAUGAUCAGCAACAUGGGGAUUUAGUCUCCGUGGUAUUCAAAGGAGUGGGAGGGGGUAUCGUCGGCCUCUUGGGAUUAUUGGGCACCCUUUAUGGAUAUUCUCGAGUGUUCUCUCUAAGGAAGCGUAGCAGGAAAGAUCUUCCCAGAGGAGCAGGAAUUAUUCGGCAUGUUUCAUAUAGAUGA
Molecule: messenger RNA, 1245 nt
Organism: Plasmodium inui San Antonio 1
Lineage: Eukaryota; Apicomplexa; Aconoidasida; Haemosporida; Plasmodiidae
Exons: 1
Coding region: 1-1245 (414 amino acids)
Source: RefSeq, a predicted model, not a curated record